AUCUCGGCUAGCUACGUGACACCGCUCUGAAGCUAGCUGUUGCUUGGCAGCAAUGAAGUCCGAUAUCUUCGUGAUUCACUCUGCUCGAUGCAAUAGAAUAUUCGAGCUACUUUAUCGAGUCUCGCUUGCUAUUUUACCACUGUUUGAAUACAACAUAGACAGCAUCGAACCUUACAAGUCCAUCGAAACUCUCAAUACUUGAAUAAACAUGUCUGAAGCGGAGGAUGUCAGUGUGACUGGAACAGCACCACUACCUCAAAUCUGUACAACGAAGGAUACAGAAUCAGCUGAUAAUACGCCUCGAACAGACUCAUCACAAAUAACACUCAAAAAUGCAACCCCGGAGUCAACUCCCAAAAUCCGACUGAUAUCCAAAAACCCACCCCUUCCAAAGCCCAAACAGGCACAAUCAGAGACUCGCUUCGACCUAACACGCAUCAGCCUCUCCAACGGUGGGUUCUACAUUCCCACUCAAAUCUACCACUCCAAAGACUUCAUCGACAAUACCUACUCCCACCCCUCCGGCCUCGUCUCCACCCUCCUUUACACCGAACUCACCCACCUCCUCUCCCUCAACAUCUACCCCCCGGACAAACCCCCUCUCCCCAACCCCUACCGGCACAACCCUCCGCCCUACAGUCUAACCUUCCCUCUCUGGCGCCAAACCGCAACAUGUGGCUCUCAUCUGUCCACUUGGCCAAUCCUCAAGUCGUUCCUCCGUCAAUUCAGACCGUGUCUCGAUGCAGCGGGUGAAGCCUUCAAGAAGUUCAGACCGGAUGAGUAUGCGCAUAUGCUGAUCUAUCACGAUCAUUUGAUCCGUACGUUUCCUACGGCGAGGAAUCCGGGAGUGGGGAGGUCGGUGUGGGAGGAUGGGUAUAGGACGCCGUUUGCGAGGAUGAGGGUUAGUGUUAAUGUGGAUAGGAGGGUGGGUAGUUCGAGCUCAAGCUCCAGGGGCUUGGAGGAUGGGGUGGGGACGUGGUUUCGGGAGGGGUGGAAGGUGGUUGUGUUGUUUGGGGGGUGGGUUGGGGGGAGAGUGGUUUGGGCGACGGAGUGGGGUGAGGUGUUUGGGUUUGAGGAGGCGGAGGAGGGGGAUGUGUGGGUUUUAGCGCCGGGGACGGUGUUUGGGUUUGAGGAGGCGGAGGAGGGGGAUGUGUGGGUUUUAGCGCCGGGGACGGUGUUUGGGAAUGAGGGGUUUGUUGGGCAGAGGGUUCAGGUUGAGUUGUUUGUGCCGGAGGUGGGGUACAUGGGUGAUGAUGAGGAUAGUGGUAAGGAGGUAGUGGCUGAUGCCAAGUGAUAAAAUGGGGGGAUAUGGCAUCUGUACUGUUACAGAGAUUGAGAGACGAGAAUUGACGUGGCGUCGAUAUGUGCGAGUAAUUCUGUGGAAUAUUCUGGCAAAUCUUCUGAGGAUUUGUAGGAUGCCUAGUUCGGAUAUCUUGCAAUUGAUAUCGGUGACCUGAGAAUUGCUUCCGUGGAUCCGAUGCUGAAGAUAAGUACCACACCAUCGUAUUCAGAAAACGCUGAAAAUGUGGUACGAGUUAACAGUCAACUCUGGUUGCCCGAAACACAAAAGAAAUAGGAAAAAAGGACACAGUUAGAUUGGAAAACCAACGUGUUUGAACAUGUG
Cadophora gregata is the source of this 1624-nucleotide messenger RNA. RefSeq lists its product as uncharacterized. The transcript has a single exon. NCBI's taxonomy places the organism in Eukaryota, Fungi, Ascomycota, Leotiomycetes, Helotiales, Ploettnerulaceae. Bases 209 to 1294 code for a protein of 361 amino acids. The record is from RefSeq and is a predicted model, not a curated record.